This is a messenger RNA of Talaromyces amestolkiae, 1950 nucleotides long. RefSeq lists its product as uncharacterized. The record is from RefSeq and is a predicted model, not a curated record. The transcript has a single exon. Lineage: Eukaryota; Fungi; Ascomycota; Eurotiomycetes; Eurotiales; Trichocomaceae. Gene Ontology annotation, molecular function: transcription cis-regulatory region binding; protein binding. The coding region runs from base 1 to 1950 and encodes 649 amino acids. Gene Ontology annotation, cellular component: Set1C/COMPASS complex.
AUGGCGUCAACUCAGCAUGGCAUCGGCUCCUCAGCUGCCUCUUCAAAUAUCAAUUCCCCAGCUCCAAGCGUCCCAACCAUAACCGAUACCCAAGUAGCCAAGGCUUCACCUGCCCCCAGCAUUCCUAUCACAACAGGCGAACAACGAUCUAAGCGAAACAAACGAGACAGUCGCAAAAAGCGUGAGGCUAAGGGACUCGAUGCAGAUGUAGCUGCGCCGCCUCCUCGAAAGAAGGCAGCUUUGGCGGCAGCAGCUUCGGGAAGGCCGUCUAACCUACUGUCUAUGCUUAGACCGGCACUGUUGGCUGAACCUCGAACGUCGGAUUUAUACCCACCGCAACCAAGGCAGAUGAAUUUCAUGUGUAGGAAGUCUUCAGAUGUGAUAGGACAGAGCUGGGAUUUCUACGAGGUGGUCGAUAAACUUACCAACAAGAAUGGGUUCCGAUAUAGUUAUGCGAUUUCUGAUCCAAAGUUUACGAAUAUAAAAUAUCGACAAACCGACGUCGCGCCAUAUCAUGCUCGUUUCAGUUUUGAGGACUCACCCUCGGCGAUUGCAUUUACACAAGAUGGGCUGGCAGUUACGACGACAGAUGCAUGGCAUUCCGCUCGAGCCAAUGUCUGCGCACGAGAAGGCGCAUAUUAUUACGAAGCGAAGGUGAUUAGUGGUAUUGUUAGGGAUCCGCAACCUACGGCGACGACUGAGGGAAAUGCAUCUUCCACCAAGCCUUCAAGGGGUCAUGUCCGGCUUGGGUUUGCCCGACGAGAAGCAGAACUAGACGUCAAUGUCGGAGUUGACUGUUAUGGAUAUGGCAUACGCGAUGUAAACGGGGAGGUGAUCAAUCGCAUGCGCUGUGAGCACUUUUUCGACAAAGGCGAGGAUAUUGCCGAGGGAGAUGUUAUUGGCCUACUCAUCACGCUACCUCCUUUAUCAGUCCACAAAAAGGUCGUCGAGGGAACAUAUGACCCCUCGUCUGAUAAACAAUCCACUACAUCUCCUACAGUCACAAACUUCAUUCGAGACCGGGUACCUUUUCACCUCAAAUCGGAUUUCUGCUGGCAACAAUCCAAUAUAUACCCCUCAAAACAACUCCGCGACUAUGCCUUUAACUUGAAAGAAACACCUACUUUCGGUCCACCGUCUCCAUUCAACAGCGAAGAUCCAUCCCUCCGCACUCUACCUGGUUCGAGUAUCACUAUAUUCAAAAACGGCGUGAAAAUGGGUACACCAUUCAAAGAACUCUUUGCCUUCUUGCCGCCGGCCAGUCGACUCACCAACGGUACCAACAAUCUGGGAAUCGGUGAGCGCGAGAACGCGGACGACGGCAUGAUUGGCUACUUUCCUACAGUUAGCUGUUAUGGUGGCGGAGCUGUGGAAUGCAAGUUUGAGCCUCCGUGGUGGUUUGGUCCUCCGCCUGUUGUGGAGGAUGAUAUCAAAAGUGAAAAAGAAGAUCAGAAGAAUCAGGAACAAGCAACUGUUGUGAAACCCUUUGGGGAACGAUUCAAUGAUCAAAUUGUCGAAGAUAUUGUGGCCGACAUGGUAGAUGAGAUUGAAGCGGUGAUGUUAUGGGGCAGUGAAACUACAGAUGCAGAUGGGACUACAAGAACCGCGAAUAACGCCGGCUUUACCGCCACCAAACAAAACACCAAAAACCCUCGACCCAGUCCUAGUAACACCUCUGCUGCUGCUCCGACAGUGAUCAGCACCGAACUCGUUAACGGCUCUUCAUCAACGGUCAUGCCUGCAACCGGCCAGCAAACUGUUGAUGUUGUGCAGCAGGGUGUCGGUGCGGUGUACCAAGCAGCCAUGUCGGCGACUGAUGCGCCGCCUACUGUUACAGUCAAUGUAGGGACGCAGGGUGCUGAUACAGUUGGGAAUGAGGAUCAACUCAUGUCCGGUCUGGAAUCGGUGGCUGCACAAGGACAGCAUGAUGAGGAUGUUGAAAUGAGUUAG